UGUAAGUACUUAUUUUUUUUGCUUUUUAUUAAUUGUUUGAAAAUAUGGGAUGUGUUUAUCUUAUCGUUCCACAUUGCCACAGGCGCGGGUCACAAUGGACGGGCUGGCGGUGCCCACCAUCCGGCGCAUACAGAUAGCGUUGCAGCUGCUGGCGUCCCUCAAGCUCUUCUCCUACCUGUUCCCACAGCAAGCCGUUGUCUACGGUGAGUGCAGCAACAACACAACACACUGCUGUGCGGCUAGAGUUGAGAUACAGUCAAAUAUGAUAGUUGUGUCUGUUGCAGAUUACAGCACGUAUGACUACGUGAUAGUUGGCGGGGGAACGGCGGGCAGCGUGCUGGCCAACCGGCUCAGCGAGGACCGCACGCUCAACGUGCUGCUGCUGGAGGCUGGUGACGACCCCUCACUUGAAGUGCUGCUCGCAGGCCUGCUGCACCUGACGUCGCGCUCCCGCCUCGACUGGAACUACACAUCGGAGACGACGCAGUAUUCGCAAUGCCACAAGGGCCGCGUGCUGCAUCACCCCGGCGGCAAGGUGCUCGGCGGAAGCAGCAGCAUCAACUACAUGUUCUACUCCCGCGGCAGCCCGCUCGACUACGACAUGUGGGCCACGGUCGUGAACGACUCCGCCUGGAACUGGUACAACACCGUGCCAUACUUCCUCAAGAGCGAGAGACUGGAGGAUCCGAUUAUUUAUAAUUCGCCUUACAGAGAUAGCCACGGCAUCAACGGUUAUUUAGGUGUGACAAGAGAAACCAGUAACGAACUACAUAAAUAUUUAGAUUCGUUCAGGGAAAACGGCAAGCUGGAGACUUUCGACGUGAACGGCAACGAGAGCAUGGGCUACACGCCGCAGAUGUACACGAUCGCCGGCGGCGCGCGCCAGACCACUGCAUUCUCUUACCUCACGCCCAUUCGGAAUAGAACCAAUCUGCACGUCAUGAAGAACACGAUGGCCACCAAGAUCAUUUUCGACAACAACAACCACGCCAUCGGAGUCGAGGCGCUUACUGAGCGUAACGAGACGUACGUGCUGAAGGCGAGCAGAGAGGUGAUCGUCGCCGCCGGCGCUUUCAACACGCCGCAGCUGCUCAUGCUGUCGGGAAUAGGCCCCGAGGAGCACCUGCGCUUACUGAACAUUAAUGUGCGUAGCAACCUACCCGUCGGCUACAACCUGCAGGACCAUCCGUUCGUGUUGGUGUCGAUCCGGGGAGAGCGGUCAGCGGCGGGCUCUCUGCACGGCGACCCCCACAACUUCCCACUGCCCACCUUCACCGGGUACGUGGCGCUGAACCGUGCCCAGUUGCACCCCGACUACCAGAGCAUCAACUUCGCCGUGCCGAGCGACUCGCCGAUGCCGCAAAAAUUUUGCUCCCUCAAUUUUGGAUUCAAAAGUGACAUCUGUCAAAUACUUAAAGCCGGAGUAAAAGGCAGGAAGACGAUUAUGAGUUUGAUCAGUCUCCUCCACCCCAAGUCGCGCGGGCGCGUGUUAUUGCGCAGCACGUCACCGCGGGACCCGCCGCUCAUAUACAGCGGGUUAUUUUCCGACGAGAGCGACAUAGAAGAUCUGAUAAGCUACGUCAAAGAUUUCACAUCCGUAAUGAAUACCACGUACUUCCGAAAAAUCCGCGCUCAACUAGUAGACCUAAGCGGCAACCGCUGCAUCGGGUACAAGCUGUGGAGCCGCGAGUUCUGGCGCUGUUACAUCGGAUGCCUGGCGUCGCCUCUGCACGACUACUCCGGCACGUGCGCCAUGGGCCUCGUGGUGGACUCGCGGCUGCGCGUACGCGGCGUGCGCCGGCUGCGAGUGGUAGAUGCCAGCGUGCUGCCUGGCCUCGUGGGCGGCAACAUCCUGGCCGCAGUAGUCAUGCUCGCGGAGAAAGCCGCUGAUUUGAUCAAGAGAGAUCUCUCCCUGAACUUCAGACCCAACCAUCCCUUUAUUAAUGUGUAG
Messenger RNA from Papilio polytes (common Mormon), 1951 nucleotides. Its product is annotated as glucose dehydrogenase [FAD, quinone]-like. Gene Ontology annotation, molecular function: flavin adenine dinucleotide binding; oxidoreductase activity, acting on CH-OH group of donors. The transcript is spliced from 2 exons. The record is from RefSeq and is a predicted model, not a curated record. NCBI's taxonomy places the organism in Eukaryota, Metazoa, Arthropoda, Insecta, Lepidoptera, Papilionidae. Bases 50 to 1951 code for a protein of 633 amino acids.